This is a messenger RNA of Chenopodium quinoa (quinoa), 493 nucleotides long. RefSeq lists its product as uncharacterized. The record is from RefSeq and is a predicted model, not a curated record. The coding region runs from base 23 to 472 and encodes 149 amino acids. The transcript has 2 exons. Lineage: Eukaryota; Viridiplantae; Streptophyta; Magnoliopsida; Caryophyllales; Amaranthaceae.
UCGUAGCAUCAUUGAGCCAUACAUGCCUGAUCGAGUGGUUCGGCAACUUGGAUACGUCCAGGGCAUUCCACCAGCCAUUAUCAGGCCUGAGAAGGCUAAGAGACCGACGAACUUGAAGAUGUAUCGGGUUGACUUUUCGCCAGAGAUGACAUCUGUGAUGUGGACUCGGUUUGUCCCUGGUAUGUCUUUUAGUGUCGUGGUAGGUGCCCUCAGCAGACUUGGUGGUGGUGCUCCUACAGUCGGUCCUGGUUACAUGCAGUGGCUGUACCGAUUUUCUCAUCCACGUGUUUCUCCAGUUGCGUCAUCACAUGAGAGUCGCACACUGCCAGAGAGAACUAACACGGAUUACUGGAUGGGUCGGUCUAUGGAGGUCAUCAACAGGACCCUAGAGGAGUAUCCGAGCCUAUCGCGUGAUACAAGAGCAAUGGCUGAGGCGCUACGAGCUGAUUGGAGGGCGAUGAUGGGGUUGUGAACUUCCUGUUUUUUUUUUUAU